Messenger RNA from Haemonchus placei, 1455 nucleotides. The record is from the annotation of a GenBank genome assembly. NCBI's taxonomy places the organism in Eukaryota, Metazoa, Nematoda, Chromadorea, Rhabditida, Trichostrongylidae.
AUGGACUACACACUUGUCCAGUAUAAAUCGCCUGAUCUCGAAAUCCUAGCUUUCGAUUUGGCUGUAGAACGUUUGAUUGCCAUCGGCUAUCCGGAGGGAAUUCGAAAGUUCAAAUAUGAUCCGAUAUUCCCUGUUCGAGAGAAUCAGCUAAAAUCGAUCUUAACAAUUCCCAUGCUCGAGGAGUUGAGUGCUAUGCUAGUAAAGGAAGAAAAUGUUGUUUUCAGAUCGGAAAUUGAAGAAAUCUAUCCGAAUAAGUUUCUUCAGCUAUCUGAAAUGCGUGUUUUCGUGCUGAACACCCUUUUCAAUUUGCCAGAAACACAUCUGCUAGCCUAUCUCAUUGACUUUUUUGAUAGCCAUCCCGACUAUACGCCGCUUGAAGACAAAACCGGGGUCCGAGGUGGUGAUGUGAUGAUGUCGUACAAGUCAAUAUUUCAUGAUUGUCGAAGUGCUUUUGACUGGGCUCAUCUUGAGAGCGAUAUGAAAGAGAUGAUAAUGCAAAAUAUGGAAAAGUAUGUUGUACGUGAAGAUCGUGCUCGAUUACUGCUUCAACAACUACGAGAGGCAGGACGGCAAACUUUUCUGCUUACAAACAGCGACUAUAGGUAUACAGAUAAAAUGAUGUCGUUCGUACUUGGUGACGACUGGCGAUCGUUCUUCAAUAUUACAGUCGUCGACGCUAAAAAGCCGAUGUGGUUUGCUGAAGGAACUGUUUUCCGGAAGGUCGAUACCAAAUCUGGUGCUGUCACGCUAGGAAUCCAUACAGGGCCUCUGAAGGAAGGUGUUGUUUAUUCAGGAGGUUCGAGUGAUGCAUUCCAUAAAAUAGUGAAGGCUAGAGGCAAGGAUGUGCUCUACAUCGGAGAUCAUAUCUUUGGUGAUGUUCUGAGAUCUAAAAAAUCUCGCGGUUGGAGGACAUUUUUGGUAGUACCAGAGCUGGACCAUGAGUUGACGGUAUGGACAGAUCGUCGGCCACUGUUCGAAAAGCUCACCCAACUCGACAACGCAUUGGCUGACAUUUACAAACACUUGGACGCAACUUCAAAGAGCAAACCAGAAAUUCAAGGUAGUAUCAGCCACGAAAUGGAUCAGGAAUAUGGAGUUUUGGGCUCGCUGUUUCGUGCCGGCUCACGGACCACAUUCUUCGCUUGCCAAGUUGAAAGAUACGCAGAUCUCUACGCUUCUUCAUGCUAUAAUCUUGUACACUAUCCGUCUUUCUACUUUUUCCGUGCUGCUAUGCAGUUAAUGCCACAUGAGAGUACUGUUGAUCAUGCGUCCGUACUGAACAGCUCCAAGAAAGAUCUGUUCAAACGACAACAAAGUGUCGGGCAGCAAGUACGUGGAUGGACUAAGAAGACGGCAAAUGAAAACGAAUUCUGCCAUGAAGAAGAGGAGGACGAGCAAUCAGUCAGUGACGGAGAGGUAGAACACUGGUUACCAAUUUUCUUCGACGUUUUCUAA